AUGCCUGCUCAUCACGUAGACUUGCCAUUUGUGUUUAUAGCUCCGAAACGUGUCCGGACAACUUCUCACAUCAAAAUAGCCCAAAAAGUCUUUUUCAUCACUUAUCCGGAAAGACCUAAUAAUACCCCUUCUAAGCUUGGAAUACAUUCGUCGCCUCCAUCGCCCCCAUUCGAUCUUCCCCCUUUCACGACUGCAUUUUCUCACACCUACGAUCUAUCCAUAGCAGCCAAUUCCUCCAUCGGACGUUGGUCUCGCUCUACUCCGCCAUUCCACGCCGCCAUCGUCCCCGCCAUCGGCUCAUCAGGUAUUCCAGCUCCUCUUUAUCCUUCUGUUUUUGGCUGUUCUUGGCUCUUCUUUUAUGUGGCUCUUUUGUCUCAUGUCUCGGCUCAUCAGUGCUCGACUCCUAGUGAUAAAGCUCAUGGUGGUUCUACCGAGAGGCCUGAUAAAAGGAUUAAAACCACUGAUGCUUCUAAUGAAAGGCCUGAUAAAAGGAGUAAAACCACUAAUGCUUCUAUUGAGAGGCCCGAUAAAAGGGCUAAAACCAGUGAUGCUUCUACUGAUAGGACCGAUAGGACCGAUAUGGAUAAAGCCUCUAAAACCUCUGUUAGUCUUGAUAAGCUGAGUCUUGAUAUGCAAAAAGCUCUGCAACAUAUGGUAAAUAGCAAAGAAGGACCAACAGUAGAAGAAUUUUAUGAGAGGUUGAAGCUAGUUGAAUUAGACCCAAUGGAUCCUAUAUUUUUGGCAGCCUUUCACCUUUUUGGAAUGUCCAUGAAUAUGAGAGAGGCAUGGAUGACAUUGCCACCGAUACCUGGGGUCUUAAAAGGGUGGAUAAAGAUGACUGGCACCACAUUAGGGAUGUUUAAGUAG
Lactuca saligna is the source of this 867-nucleotide messenger RNA. NCBI's taxonomy places the organism in Eukaryota, Viridiplantae, Streptophyta, Magnoliopsida, Asterales, Asteraceae. The record is from the annotation of a GenBank genome assembly.